UGGUAGAAGAGAAGACUAGACAUUCACAUAAACUUACCAAAAAUAGAAAGAUAUGGAUCACAGAUCUUCUGUCGAUUGGGUGUUGGUUUGUUAAAUAUUACUGGUAAAACCGGCAAUCUUGAAAGAUUCUCAGCGCGCGAUGUCAGAAAUGGAAGUUGAUGAUACAGGGCCAGUGGCAUCCCUCAGCGAAAAUAAGAAACGUUUCGAAAUAAAAAAGUGGUAUGCGGUUGCUUUAUGGGCUUGGGAUAUCGUCGUUGAUAAUUGUGCUAUCUGCCGAAAUCACAUAAUGGACUUAUGUAUUGAAUGUCAAGCUAACCACGCCUCUGCUACAAGUGAAGAGUGCACUGUUGCUUGGGGUGUUUGUAAUCAUGCCUUUCAUUUUCACUGUAUAUCUCGAUGGUUGAAAACACGACAAGUUUGCCCUCUAGACAAUCGUGAAUGGGAACUGCAGAAGUAUGGCCACUGAGUGAGCCUGGCGAUUACUUUUCGACUUAUCAGUUAUGGUUGUACCUGUUCAGAUAACAAAAUAAAAUAAUUACAACACGUUAUUCUUUUUUAUUACUUUUGUGACGUUUUCUAUGGUAAUUCAGUGUUUUAGACGCAUGGUGAGUUGGUGCUGUGGUCUUUGUGCAAAUUCAGGAAGUGACGAAGAUGAGGAAGCUGAACGUCAGAGAUUAAUUCCAAGCCCCCAGCUUUCAUACGAUGGGACACAGCAACCAUAUGGAAGAUCCUGUUACAAAUGAACCUCAGUCAGAUAUCAAUACCAUGAUGACAAAUAUAAUAAAAGUUGCUGAGAAUCAAGUGGUGGAUGCUGGAGCAACAGAUUACAAUCCCCUAGAUUCACAAGAACAUAUUGAACGGUCAAGAUACUACGCAGAAAGCAUAGCUCGACAGCCUUUAGGCCCGCCACCGUUGCCAGUGUUUUUGCCAAGAACAUUUGGAAAUCCUGCGUCAAUCAUAGAUGCACCGCUAGUGGAAAUCGCUGAAAUUAAUGAAAUAAGACAGCUUGCAAAGGAAAAUGCUGUAUUUGUUCACGAAAUGACGACACAAGAAAAGGAUGAUCUCAUUGCCCACUUCAAUCAAGCAUAGAGAUAAAGAAAACCUUACAAGCUUCUCUUCGAAAGUAUAUGCUCUUAAUAUCUACCAGACUAUUUUAUCUUUUAUAUAUUUCUAAUUUUUGUACAGAAAAUCUUAAGUUUAAUUGUAUACAACAAUUUAUCUGAUUAUUUUUCAAAAAUAUAACACAAUAGAAAUCAA
Schistosoma haematobium is the source of this 1257-nucleotide messenger RNA. RefSeq names its product RING-box protein 1A (gene ROC1A). The transcript is spliced from 9 exons. The record is from RefSeq and is a predicted model, not a curated record. NCBI's taxonomy places the organism in Eukaryota, Metazoa, Platyhelminthes, Trematoda, Strigeidida, Schistosomatidae. Gene Ontology annotation, biological process: ubiquitin-dependent protein catabolic process; protein ubiquitination. Gene Ontology annotation, cellular component: nucleus; cullin-RING ubiquitin ligase complex. Gene Ontology annotation, molecular function: cullin family protein binding; ubiquitin protein ligase activity; zinc ion binding. Bases 703 to 1089 code for a protein of 128 amino acids.